CGUGCCCCUCCAUGCCAAAACUCCAUGGUCACAGUCGGUCUAAAAUCAAUUGUAACCUUUCAACCUAACCCAAGAACGUGUCCUUGUAACCGGACAGGCUUGCGAUUCUCGAAAAAGUGCGAAUAUUAUUCCGGCUUCACAACUUCUUAUACGCCUGAACCAACUAUUCUGCGCACUGAUACCCACAACUUAAAAUCACACAAACAUGUCGUCUGAAAACGUCGACGCCGCCGCCAACACGGCCGAGCUUCCCGUUCGUCCAGCCAAACAACCAAAGGAGAAGAAGGAUAAGACCCCAAAGGGUGGAAAGGGCGCCAGUCUUGAGCUUGCUGAACGUCCCGAGUUUAUUCAACACCGUCUCAAUGUUUUCGAUAGAGUUAAGGCUAAGCGCGCGGAGGAACUAGCCGCUAAGCCGCGCGAGGAGAUCACCGUCUCACUCCCUAACGGCUCGGAACAGAAGGGCACGUCUUGGGAGACCACGCCUGGUAGCAUUGCUAGAGCGCUCUCCAAGUCCCUCUUUGAGCGCACGGUCAUCUCACGGGUUGACGGCGAACUCUGGGACCUUACGAGACCACUUGAGAAGAGCUGCAAGCUUGAACUUCUGGAUUUCGAGCACACGGAAGGAAAGAAGGUCUUCUGGCACUCCGCUGCCCAUAUUCUCGGUGAAGCUGCUGAGAGACGCUUUGGCUGCUACCUCUGCAACGGUCCUCCCACGGAGAACCCCCCUGGCUUCUACUAUGAUAUGGCCAACAUGGAAGGCCAAGUUAUUACUGACGACGAUAAGAAGGCUCUCGAGAACCUCUCCAACUCGAUUGUCAAGGAGAAGCAGCCCUUUGAGCGUCUUGAACUGUCCAAGGAUGAACUUUUGGAAAUGUUCAAAUACAGCAAAUAUAAGGAGUACUUUAUCAACCAGCGCGUGCCGGAUGGAACCCUCAGCACGGUGUACCGCUGCGGUCCCUUAAUCGAUCUUUGCCGUGGUCCUCACGUCCCUACCACGGGUAACAUCAAGGCUUUUGCCGUCCUCAAGAACUCUGCCGCCUACUGGCUCGGUGAUAGCAAGAACGAGUCUGUCCAGCGAAUCUCCGGUAUUGCUUUCCCCGACAAGAAGGCCCUUGAAGAGCACAAGGCUUUCCUUGCUGAGGCCGCUCUCCGCAACCACAGAAAGAUUGGUCAAGAUCAGAAGCUCUUCUUCUUCGACGAAGUUUCGCCAGGUUCUGCCUUUUUCUUGCCCCAUGGCACCCGCAUCUACAACGCUCUCGUCGACUGCAUCAAGGGCGAAUACCGCAAGCGUGAUUUCCAGGAAGUUGUUACGCCCAACAUGUACAAGUCCGAUCUGUGGAAGACGUCUGGUCACUGGGCCAAGUACCAGGAGAACAUGUUCGUCUUGGAGGUCGAGAAGGAGCAAUUCGGUCUCAAGCCCAUGAACUGCCCUGGCCAUUGCCGCAUGUUCGCCCACUCUGACAUGAACUUCCGUGAUCUUCCCUGGCGUGUCGCCGAUUUCGGUGUCAUUCAUCGUAACGAGUUCUCCGGUGCUCUCUCUGGCCUUACGCGUGUGCGUAGAUUCCAGCAGGAUGAUGCUCACAUCUUCUGCACGGUCGAUCAGAUCCGUGAGGAAAUCGAAAGCUGCUUCGACUUUUUGAGCGCUGUUUACGGCCUCUUCGGCUUCCAGUUCAAGUUGUUCCUGUCCACGAGACCCGAGAACUACAUUGGUGAGUCCAAGGUCUGGGAUGUUGCUGAGGGUAAGCUCCGCGAGGCUCUUGACAACUGGACGCAACAAGUCGGUUCUACGUGGGAAGAGAACCCUGGAGAUGGUGCUUUCUACGGUCCUAAGAUUGAUAUCACUGUCUUUGAUGCUCUUCGCCGUAGCCACCAGUGCGGUACGAUCCAGCUUGACUUCAACUUGCCCCAGCGCUUCAAGCUCCGUUAUGUCGCCUCCAAGGACGACAGUGGUGCUGCCCAGAACAACGACGAUCCCGAUCUGCCUGCUGGCUACGCCCGCCCCGUCAUGAUUCAUCGUGCUGUUCUCGGCAGUUUGGAGCGUUGCAUUGCCAUUCUUACUGAGCACUUUGCUGGCAAGUGGCCAUUCUGGAUGAGCCCUCGCCAGAUUCUCGUCGUGCCCAUCAUGCCUGCUGUCAACGACUAUGCCACUGAGGUUCAGCAGCUCUUUAAGUCCAACGGCUUGUACUGUGACGCAGAUCUCAGUGCCAACACCUUCCAAAAGAAGAUCCGUACGGGCCAGCUCGAACAGUACAAUUUCAUCUUUGUCGUCGGCGCCGAAGAGGCUAAGUCUCGCACGGUGAACAUUCGCAACCGUGAUGAUCAGGCCACGCAGACCAAGGGUGAACUGAUCCCUCUGCAAGACGCCCUUGAAGCCGCCAUGAAGCUCAAGGCCGAGAGACGACGCGUCAACAAGUUCUAAACGAGGCUACCGAUAAUGUGGCGCGGAAGAGAAUGUUUUUUGAGGACUGUUAGCAAGAGGGGUAGCCAAGGUGGCUGGGACAACGUGCGUUUCUUGUCUCCUUUCGCGUGAGAUAUUGUCUGUUUCAGACCGCCGCUAUUCUUGCCGAUUAAGCUUGUGCAUGGGGCCCUGUUGUGUGGUCUGGUGUGUCGAUUGGGGGGGCGUGGAGUCUAUCGGGGCAUAAAAAAGAAUGGGAAAUGAGGGUGACAAAAAAGCGCAUAUGAAAGUUGGCGUGUACGUACUAAUACAUACUUACUGCGUCGUCAGAUCGUGAAAUUUCAUUGGCUUAUAUACGCAAAUAUGACGUCUCUUAAACACGUGCCUGUUACCGCCGUCCGUCGUUGGUGGUUUUGCUCGUAUAUGCUUAUUUCUGGUAUUGGUCUAGGCAAGGCAACAAAGCUCUUAUUGUACACCCAGGUUUCUGGAGGUGCAUGGAACUCGUAAUCGUAGCCUCCAGUCUAGGUUUCGGCAUUGGGCAAAAUAAUACAGCCUGCAUAUGCGAGUUUCACCGCACAACGGUCAAAAGGGGCGUCAUCCAUGUGGAAAGAGCAGCGAUUAAUGAGCGCCGUUGCAGCCUCACGGCGGCUCAUAUGAGAUCAGCACCGUUGCAUCACAUUUUCGCCGUGGCUGGCGGUUGAAAGCCCGCAUAUCAUAAGAGAGGAAAGACAGCCCGUUGGAAAUUGCUUACAAUACUGGCGAUCCGUGGCGC
Messenger RNA from [Torrubiella] hemipterigena, 3167 nucleotides. The record is from the annotation of a GenBank genome assembly. NCBI's taxonomy places the organism in Eukaryota, Fungi, Ascomycota, Sordariomycetes, Hypocreales, Clavicipitaceae.